UAUGGCUUCCUUCAUGUGUUGUGAGCUUCAGGCAGUCUGCUCUUUUCAUCUUGGGGUUUCAUGGCAUCUGGAAGAGUUUUAUAAUUCGUUGGCCUUUGCCAAAAUAUCCUCAUAAAUGUCGAAGAUCGAGGAAGAGUGGAAUUUACACUGGCUGGUAUGGCAUAAUGAUGCCAUUAAGUUGCGAGACGCUCUUCGGGCAGCUACAGAGGACAAAAUUGAACAAAAGGAUCCUAGAGGACGGACUCCACUGAUGCUGGCUGUUACUCUAGGUCAUCUGGAAUCAGCUAAAGUUCUUCUUGAACACAAUGCUAAUGUCAACAUUGAGAAUGAUGAAGGUUGGUCAGUUGUUCAAGAAGCAAAUGCAACUGGAGAUCCUGAGCUCUUGAUGGUAGUCUUGGAGAGUAGAAAUGCCCAACGAUUCCAGACUCGCAGUCAAGGAAUUCCACAGCUCCUCAGAAAACUGAAAGAGGCCCCUGAUUUCUAUGUGGAGAUGAAGUGGGAGUUUACCACUUGGGUCCCUUUGUUGUCUCGUAUCUGCCCAUCUGACACCUACAAGGUUUACAAAGAAGGGUCCAAUGUCCGCAUUGACACCACACUCCUAGGUUUUGAGCAGAACAAAUGGGUCAGAGGGAACAAGUCUUUCAUCUUCAAAGGAAGACAUGAUGGUGCUCAGUUGCUGGAAGUAGACCAUGACCGUCGAGAGGUUUAUAGUGUGGAUCUGGGAAUCAGAGAACUGGAGGGUGAGAUGAUGCCAACCCAGGAUGCCGUAGAAGGCCGUCUCAGCUCCCCAAUUGUCACCACUUAUGUCAAUACUGACAAGAUAUCCUUUGAAAGAAACAAGAGUGGGAUUUGGGGCUGGCGAUCAGACCGGUGUGAGACAAUCAAUGGGCAUCUGUGCAAGGUGUUUAGUGCCACCAAUGUGGAGCUGGUGACACGCACCCGCAUGGAGCACAUGACUGAGGAUGAGAAGCAGCGAUGUCGAGAGGAAGAAAAGGAUUCCUUGCAGCUCAUUGCUCCCCUGCAGACUCUUCUUGGCAUUCUGGAAACAAGCACUGUCAAUGAACAUGAAGCAGAUGAAAAUGAAAAAGAAGAAGGGAUGAGUCGAAAUGCAGGCCAUGUGACCCCUGAGGAGUAUUUUGACCCUGGAGUGGACCUGGGAGGUCGAGACAUUGGAAGGCGAAAAGAGAUGACAACCAAGAUACAGAAGUUCAAGGCCACCCUUUGGCUUUGUGACUCAUAUCCACUUAUGCUCCCUGAGCAGAUCUUACCAAUUGUGGACCUCAUGGCCCUCUCCUCUGCCCAUUUUGCCAAGCUCAGGGAUUUCAUUCAGCUCCAACUUCCAGCUGGUUUUCCUGUCAAGAUUGAGAUUCCCUUGUUUCACGUGCUCAAUGCAAGCAUCACCUUUGGGAACAUCUUUGGGUUGGACUCUCCAGUAGAAGGAGUGCAAUACCUGAAUGAAGAGGACACAGGUCGGUUGUCAUGUGUCCUGUCAGAGUCAUGCUUUCAACCUCCACUUGGCUACACCCACACUGACACUGAGUCUGCACAGAUGCAGCCAGCAUUUGGUCUGGAUGAGGGUGAUGCACUCAUGCAGUAUGCUAUACAGCAAUCACUCAUGGAAGCUGGAACUGAGAAUGAUAUGGUGAACGUGUGGGAGGCCUUGAGUGGAAGCAACCCAGGGCCAGUUGGUGAUGGUCACCAUCUCCCUGCUCCCUCCAACCGUCCCUUACCAGCUCCGCCUUUCAAUGAGGAAGACACAAUCCUCCAAAGGGCCAUAGCUGAGAGCCUGGGUCUCGCAUUCACCCCAAGCGAGUCUUUCUUGACCUCAGAUGACCCUGACCUGGAACAAGCAAUUCGACUGUCACAGGAGGAAUCAGAGGCCUGGCAGCAUCGUCAGGAGGAAGAGGAGGAGACUCUCAAGCGCAUCCUUGAACUUUCUCUUGUUGAGAAGUAGUCAAUCUGUGCUUGCUUUUUUGUUGUAUGGGUUGCUGCAUUGAAUCAGCACUGUGAUACCUUCCCUGACCAACUUUGAUAAUCAUCUACCUUCCAUGACAUUUUUAUUUCCUUGUGGCACCUGCAGGCUUGCUAACCAAUACCUAUGCAAGUUUGCUUAUUAUGGAAUUUCCAUUCCAGUGUCCAUGCACCCUCAAGCAAGGGCUCUUGAUCGACCUUCAAGGGUGAAGCUUCCAUCUUCUGUCUUAUUUAGUCAUGCUAACAGCAAACCAACAUCCUUUCUGUGUGUAAGUGAUGGAAUCCAAAUACCCAAUCAAAUGAUUCAAGAUUGGAUACAAAGUAAUUAAAUUCCUAUUAGAACUUCUAUUAAAUAAAGAAUUAUUAUUUCAUGC
Molecule: messenger RNA, 2345 nt
Organism: Darwinula stevensoni
Lineage: Eukaryota; Metazoa; Arthropoda; Ostracoda; Podocopida; Darwinulidae
Source: the annotation of a GenBank genome assembly